AUGUACUCACACAAAGUAAGUGUUCAGUCAUGCUUUCAGUGCUUCCAUCUAGCUGGUCCAUUUUGUAGCGUGCUGGUGGGGAGACUUGGUUGCCGGGCGACAGUCAUGUUGGGCGGCGUCCUGAGUGGGCUGGGAAUGGCUGCCAGCUCCUUUACCCAGUCCAUCGAACAGCUCUACGUCACAGCUGGGGUUAUUACAGGACUGGGUUUCUGCUUCAGCUUCCAGCCAGCGGUGACAAUCCUCGGUCACUACUUUGUGCGUCGCCGUGCUUUUGCCAACGCCAUGUCCUCCACGGGCACGGCGCUGGGACUUUGCACUCUACCUUUCCUGGGUAACUACCUCCACACAGAGCUGGGCUGGAGGGGCAGCUUCCUUGUUUUGGGGGCCGUGCUGCUGAACUGCUGCGUGUGUGGAGCCUUGAUGAGGCCCCUGCAGCCCCCCAAGCAUCGAGGCCAGCCGCUGAUGAACCAUGGACCCCCUCCGCCUGAGGAGGAGAAAGUGACGAAGGAAAAAGGGUGGAUGAGGAGGAUAUGGAACUACUUUGUGGCUGCUCUGAGAAAACACAUGGCGUUUGAUCAGCUCUGCCACAACUCGCGUUACUGCGUGUACGCCAUCGGCAUCACCUGGAUGAUGCUGGGGUUCGUGGUGCCUCUGAUUUACUUGGUUCCCUACGCCACGGCUAACGACAUGGAGCAAGGCCGCGCCGCGCUGCUGAUCUCCAUCAUGGGUAUGGUCAACAUCGUGGUGCGGCCGCCCUUCGGCAUCCUCUUCAGCCUGCCCUGGUUCAAGGGGCGACACAUUUACGUGUUUGCCUCGGCGCUGCUGGUCAACGGGCUCAGUAACACUAUCUGCUGCAUCGGGCCCAGCUUCCCCGUGCUGCUCGUCUACGUGGUCUUCUACGGGCUGUCCAUGAGUGUGGUGGGAUCCCUGAUGUUCACUGUCCUCAUGGAGAUCGUGGAGAUGAAGCGCUUCCCCUCCGCUCUGGGCCUGCUCGCUGUCAUGGAGAGCAUCACGCUGCUCAUCGGGCCUCCACUAGCAGGAGUCCUGAUCGACAGGACGGGCGAGUACUACCACGUAUUCUUCGCCUGCAGUGCCGUGGUUGCCUCCUCCGGCGUGUUCCUCAUCGUGGCGUUUAGCUGGCUGGACAAAAGGGACAGGAAGUUGUCGAAGCAGGGUCCCCCGUCACCUCUGCCUGAAGCAGCCAGACCUGCUGUGGACCUGGCUCCGGACUGCCAGUACCGCAGCGUGCCAACAGAGGGAGAUAAAGACAAGGCCUCGUGUGAAGGAGACACCUCCAGCGUCUGAACCCCCCCCCCUCCUCUAACACACAUCACAAACUCAAUCAGCUUUCCAGAUUGUUUCCGGAUGUUUGCUCCAGCCAGCUCGGUGCUCCAGAUGUUGCACUGUUUACUUUCCCGCCAUCUGGUGCGCCAUAAAAGUCAAGACGAACCACAAUGAAUAAUUAAUGUUAGACAACCUUUAUACCAAAAUGAACAGGUGUGCACUUAACAACUACAGUGAUUGUACUAUUUAUUGCAAAUAUGCUGCUGAUCCUAUCAAUGUGAUCACACAAUCUAUCUUACAUGAGGUAUCUCACUUUAUCAAGCCAAGUUACAUACAUGAUCCUUUGUUGAAGAAAUCACUGAAUUUUUUUCUGGAGUGUUUUUAAUGAUGAUAGUAUAUGAUUAUCAAUAGGUCUGGUUAGCUGCUGUUAAAUGAUACAGUAUAACAAACAAACUAAGUAGAAAUAUAAAUGGGUGAAAUCAAAGUGAUGGCAAACAUAGUUGAGUGAAGUCGCUCCCUGAGUGCUUCAAUAAGAGUUAAAGAAAAAGAUGGUGUGAUUAUUCUAUAUUUGUCCUAGCUACCUAGUGUAAAAAUAAUUUCUGGUUAUUUCAUUAAAUGCACAUUUCUUUAAGGAUUUGGGCCUUGAAUGUGCAAUAAGAACUCAUAUAAUUCAGAUUGUACUACUCCUCCACUCAGUGCCUCAACAUGAUGACCACCUAAAGGCCCUCAUCCCCUAUCAGGAUAAAUAUUUAUGUUGAACAAUAUUUUAUCCCAGAAGAAUAUUGCAAUUAACUUUUAUUUAUUUAAUUUCAAGACCACUUUAUGCAGAUGAUAAUACAACAGAACAAUAAGGCAAGCUCACCAUUUAAAAGAGCUAUUAACGCCAAUUCUUAAGAAUAUUCCGAAAUUGGAAUAAGGAUGUAAAAGAAAAUAAUUUUCUAAAUAAAUAAAAGAUCAUAAAAAUAAAAAUGAAUGUACUGUUAAUAAGAAAUAUGCAGCAUCAGCUUAAUGCCCAAAUCUUGUUAUAAUAGGAAAAAACCUUUAUUCUUUCAUAUGUUAAAAUGUUAGCACCAUUUAUUGUAAGCAAAUGCAUGUAAAACAAUAUAUCGAGGUCAUGUCCAUAUUUUGUACAAAAAAUAUAUAUAUUCAGGUCCACAUUAUGUAUGAUUAGUUGAUAACCUUAUAAGUGACACGGUACCAGUUGAGCGCUUUGUUUAAAUUUAAAAGAUAAAGCAGCACAUAACUUUGGUGCAAACAGGUCACAAAUAUAUCAAUUCGUUUUUUAUGGCCUCAGUAAUCGGCUACACACCAAAUAUUACUCAGAAAGGCAGAAAUCAUGCUUUUGUUGGGACGACUUUUAGCGGCGGAUUAUUCCACAUUUCUUCCUUUAGUUAGAAAUGUGGCAGCAGUUCAGUGUAUGUGGGAUUGAGAAGAAUAUAGAAUAUCAUCCUAUGUAUCCUUUUACUAGCAAUAGCUUGAGACGUGUUACUGUUGGCCUUUAUCAGCCAGGAAGAAGAAAUAGGUUAAGUGUUUUGACAUGUUAAAUAUAUUUUCUUCAGUGUUUUGACAUCUUAAGUAGGAAUGUGUUUAUCUUAUGUAUUGUGGAGGCAUUACACACCGCAUGCUGAGCAUAACACACAUAUUUAUGGUCUGCUUUAGAUCAUUACAUCUCUUUGUUGUUUACUGUGACAUGUAGAAAAAUGAACAUUUGUACUGUAUAAGCAGCAAUUAAUCAUGUUUGUUUAGUGUUUCACAUGCUUUCUUUCCUUAAUGGAACAGUGCCUUUUUAUAGAACUGCUGCAUUUAAACCAUAUGAAAGUAUGGAGCCCUCUCUUGAAGAUAGAGGCAAAUUAUUUCAUGUUAUAUCAUUUUCUUGAGAGGAAUGUUUUGUAUGGCACUAAGGAGUUUUAUCACACUGUAACUGAGUUUACCUUAGCCCUAAUCAGCUAAUGUAUGGCAGACUUAUCUUUUGGUAAACGAACCAGUGAGACUGUUUUGUGUCCGAUGUGACUGAAAAUGUCAGGUGUGAGCUGAAGUGCAGUAAACAAAAAAGAGACGUUUCUCUGCAAUGACAGGAUUUAUGUUAAUUUGUCAAGGCUAGUAUUGCUUUGGGCCAAAUUAUACCUUUUAUUAUAAAUUCUUUAUUUAUACAUUUUGAACAGGGGAUAGGGGAGAAUAAAUGUUUGAAUAUUAA
Messenger RNA from Notothenia coriiceps (black rockcod), 3478 nucleotides. It is a transcript of the gene slc16a5a, whose product is annotated as solute carrier family 16 member 5a. Gene Ontology annotation, biological process: transmembrane transport; monocarboxylic acid transport. The record is from RefSeq and is a predicted model, not a curated record. NCBI's taxonomy places the organism in Eukaryota, Metazoa, Chordata, Actinopteri, Perciformes, Nototheniidae. Gene Ontology annotation, cellular component: basolateral plasma membrane. Gene Ontology annotation, molecular function: monocarboxylic acid transmembrane transporter activity. Bases 1 to 1305 code for a protein of 434 amino acids. The transcript has 4 exons.